AUGGAGAGCCCGGCGGUCGCUGUCGCUCACGCCAAGCCCCCAGCCGCUGCCCCAGACAGCCCGGGCGCCGCCGCCCUCGAGCAGUCCCCCGAGCGGCCCCGAGCCCCCGGUUGGCUGGGCGGCCUGCGGUGUCUGCGGGCCGUGCUGCCCCCCAACUUUCGGCGGGAGGCGGUGGAGCUGGCGGUUCUGGCGGGCCCCGUGUUCCUUGCACAGCUGAUGAUCUUUCUUAUCAGCCUCGUCAGUUCCAUAUUCUGUGGUCAUCUGGGCAAAGUCGAGCUGGACGCCGUUACUCUUGCUGUCACGGUGGUGAAUGUUACUGGGAUUGCAGUUGGUACCGGCUUAGCCUCGGCUUGUGACACGCUCAUGUCUCAGUCCUUUGGUGCCAAGAACCUAAAGCGCGUGGGAAUCAUACUUCAGAGAGGAAUCUUGAUCUUGGCACUGUGCUGCUUCCCGUGCUGGGCUAUCUUCGUCAACACCGAGCGCAUCCUCCUGCUCCUGAGGCAGGACCCGGAAGUCUCCAGGAUAGCCCAAGUUUACGUGAUGAUUUUUAUUCCUGCCCUCCCCGCAGCAUUCGUGUUCCAGCUGCAGACAAGAUAUUUACAAAGCCAGGGCAUCAUCAUGCCUCAGGUUCUCACUGGGAUUGCUGCAAACAUCAUCAAUGUGGGCAUGAAUGCCCUGUUGCUGUAUGCUCUGGACCUGGGAGUGGUAGGAUCCGCCUGGGCCAACACCACUUCUCAGUUUCUCCUAUCUGCUCUGCUGUUCGUCUACAUGUGGUGGAAAAAAAUGCACGUCAAGACGUGGGGAGGUUGGACUAGGGAGUGCUUCCAGGAGUGGGACUCCUUUAUCCGUCUGGCUGUUCCCAGCAUGUUCAUGGUGUGCAUUGAGUGGUGGACCUUUGAGAUUGGGACCUUCCUUGCAGGACUCAUUGAUGUGACAGAGCUGGGAACCCAGGGCAUCAUCUAUGAGCUGGCGUCUGUGGCGUACCUGGUGCCCCUUGGCUUUGGGGUUGCGGCCAGCGUCCGAGUGGGCAAUGCUCUGGGGGCAGGGGACGUCGAGCAGGCUCGGUGCUCCUGCACCACUGUCAUCCUGUGUGCUGGAGUCUGUGCACUUGUGCUGGGAUUGCUACUCGCAGCUUUGAAGGAUGUGGUCGCCUACGUCUUCACCAGUGACAAAGAGAUUAUUGACCUUGCGAGCCAAGUGAUGCCUCUGUUUGCUCCUUUUCAUCUAUUUGAUGCACUUGCAGGCACCUGUGGAGGAGUCCUGAGAGGCACAGGAAAGCAAAAGAUCGGUGCCAUCCUGAAUGCCAUUGGUUACUAUGUGUUUGGUUUUCCCAUUGGGAUAUCGCUGAUGUUUGCUGCUAAACUUGGGAUAAUCGGUCUCUGGUCAGGAUUGAUAGUCUGUGUCUUCUUUCAAGCCCUUUUCUACUUGGUGUACAUCUUGCGGAUAAACUGGAACAGAGUUGCAGAGCAGGCACAAGUUCGAGCUGGGCUGAAAGGGACGAAGGAGCCCAUACCUACUCCAACAGAUCUGCCUAUCCUGGGCAGAGAAGGAGCUGAAGGAGUGGUUUUACCUGACAUCAUCAGACCAGAGACCCAGACCCUCCAGCUGAUGGUACUGGAAGAAAACUCCCAGAACACGGUGUCCACAGUCGGGGACGUCUUGACCCUGAGACAGCUGAUUUUCUACCGGGGGACAGCUCUAGUUCUCGCUAUGGCAGUGCUUGUGGCAGGAAUUCUCAUAAGGGUCCUCAGUGACUAGCUAGAAUGGAACAAUUAUCACUACAAACUGAAAGUGAUAAUUAUAUGCCGUACAUUAAGGA
Messenger RNA from Otolemur garnettii (small-eared galago), 1819 nucleotides. RefSeq names its product multidrug and toxin extrusion protein 2-like. Gene Ontology annotation, molecular function: antiporter activity; xenobiotic transmembrane transporter activity. The coding region runs from base 1 to 1758 and encodes 585 amino acids. NCBI's taxonomy places the organism in Eukaryota, Metazoa, Chordata, Mammalia, Primates, Galagidae. The record is from RefSeq and is a predicted model, not a curated record. Gene Ontology annotation, biological process: xenobiotic detoxification by transmembrane export across the plasma membrane. The transcript has 17 exons. Gene Ontology annotation, cellular component: membrane.